CCUUUUCCCAGUAAACGACAUCAUGUCACCGCUUCUAAAAUCACAAAUCCAUCUGCGUCAAUUCUUUCUUCCCCUAGCAGAAACAUCCUCGGCCAUGCCUGCCAUAACGUCUCUCAGAAGAUCUCAACCGUCCAUCCAUCGGUUCUACCUGAUCCAGCGGCUCCAAACUCGUCAAUACUCUACUCCAGCACAAUCUCCCACUUUGUCUGCUUCUCUGAUCCACGAAAAUCACUCUUAUCAUCAAUCCUUCACCAGAUGGCUUUCCGGGAUCACCUUUGCUUCCAGCUUAGGGUUUAUAUACUGGUAUAUCGAUUCGGACUCUGGUGAUUCUUUUAAGAAAUCAUUAUUCUCUUUCAAUGAAAAAAGGGUCAAGGAUCCAUUCCCUACUUCAACAUUCGGCAAAUUAUCAUUACCUGAUUAUAGCUCCAAGUUUAUAUUUGGAGAUGCGUAUAGGAGGAAGAUUUUCUUUAACUACGAGAAGAGAAUAAGGCUUCGAAGUCCACCAGAGAAAGUUUUUGAGUACUUCGCAAGUUUUGAAGGAAGAAAUGGAGAGUUAUUAAUGAAACCAGCAGAUUUAAUGCGAGCAGUAGUUCCAGUAUUCCCUCCAUCUGAAUCUCACCUUGUUAGAGAAGGUUAUUUGAGUGGUGAAAGGAAACCUGGUGACUUAAGAUGUGCUCCAUCUGAAUUCUUUAUGUUAUUUGAUGUUGAUAAUGAUGGCCUUAUUUCAUUCAAGGAGUAUAUCUUUUUCGUUACACUACUUAGUAUUCCGGAAUCAAGCUUCUCUGUAGCUUUCAAAAUGUUUGACAUUGACAACAAUGGGGAGAUUGAUAUGGAAGAAUUUAAGAAAGUGAUGGCUUUAAUGCGAUCUCAUAACAGACAAGGUGCUGUCCACAGGGAUGGACUUCGGACAGGGUUAAAAGUCAGCGGUUCAGUGGAAGAUGGAGGUUUGAUGGAAUACUUCUUUGGCAAAUAUGGAAAGGGUCGUCUCCAUCAUGAUAAAUUUGUUCAAUUUUUGAGGGAUCUGCAUGAUGAGAUAUUGAGAUUGGAAUUUGCACAUUAUGAUUAUAAAUUACGAAAAACCAUAUCAGCUAAGGAUUUUGCAUUGUCCAUGGUUGCUUCUGCUGACUUGAGUCACUUGGAUAAGUUGCUUGUUCGGGUUGAUGAACUAAAUAAUGAAGCAGACCUCAGCGAUAUACAAAUAACAUUCGAAGAAUUCAAAAACUUUGCAGAAUUGCGCAAAAAGCUGCUGCCAUUUUCUUUGGCUCUUUUCAGUUAUGGGAAAGUAAAUGGCCUGUUAACAAAGGAGGACUUCCAAAGAGCUGCAUCCCAUGUCUGUGGUGUCUCACUCACUGACAAGGUGGUUGAUAUCAUUUUCCAUGUGUUCGACUCAAAUCGCGAUGGACAUUUGAGCUUAAAUGAGUUUAUAAGAGUCUUACACAAGCGGGAACGAGACAUUGCUCAACCUGUGGAAUCAGGAAUAAUUGGAUUUCUAUCUUGCUGCUUUAACUGUGCAAAUGGCCACUCGUUUGGACGGUUGCUCUGUUAAUUCAUGUACUUUUGGUUCUCAGCUUUGUGACGGUUGGGUUCCCAGCAAUAAUGCUUCAUCACUCUGAGACUUUACAAUCUUCUAAAAUGGAAUCAGUAACUACGGAUCGAUUUCGCAGUGGAAGGAAUGUGAUUAGGAAGUCUAACAAGUUGGAGCCGUUCGUAGUGGCCCCAAACUAUGCAAAAUGGAAAAGAGGCACUAGUUGAUACAUGGAGAAGUCUCUUCCUUUGUUUUCCACGGUAUUCUGUUACGAACUAGACGUUUCAGUUAAUCUUGUUAAUAUGUCAAGAAAAUACACCUUGUACUCCGGAGGUGUCUCAGCUUAAGAUAAACAUAUAUACAGUACAGAAAGCAGUAAGCAUGUUGAAAAUUUGUGACUACGUUGAAAAGAAUCAAUGUGGAGGAGCGGUGAUGAUGCUUUAGCUGUCCAGGUAAAAUUCUUUAACAGAAAACGUGCCGACAGUAACAUUUGCGUACACUAGUAAAGGGGCAGAAACUGUUGCGCCCGUGAUAGCACGCUGUGGACAUGCGAGGCUAAUGUGGGGUUGAGGCAAGAAUUAGAUAAUAAUGGAAGCUUUUUCCUUAAAUGGUGGAAGGAGCUGGAUUGUAAAUUGAGAGCCCAAUAAACCCAAUUAGUAAGGCACUGGCAAAGAUGUAUCAACUCCUGUAAUUUAAUCAUGUAAUAAAAUGUCAAAUGUAAUAAAGUAGUUGACUGGAUAAGUAGAUUCACUUGCAGUGUGAAGCAGAAAAUACAAGAUAAAAUAUUUGUGUACUUUUGCUUUUUUUUUUUUUAAAUGAAGUGUAAAAGAAGAUCUGAGUGAUGCCGUGCGGUGUAA
Molecule: messenger RNA, 2382 nt
Organism: Ricinus communis (castor bean)
Lineage: Eukaryota; Viridiplantae; Streptophyta; Magnoliopsida; Malpighiales; Euphorbiaceae
Product: calcium uptake protein, mitochondrial
Exons: 7
Coding region: 23-1546 (507 amino acids)
Biological process (GO): mitochondrial calcium ion homeostasis; calcium import into the mitochondrion
Cellular component (GO): uniplex complex
Molecular function (GO): calcium ion binding
Source: RefSeq, a predicted model, not a curated record